GAAAAUGAACAAAAAGGGUUGUAGGGUUUUACAGAAGCUGAGAUAACUCUUCUUCUUCUUUUUGUCGGCAAAAAAAAAAAAAAAAAUCUUUGAAGAGAAGGGGAAAUUAGAGGAAUCAAUCGAUGAGGCAAUUAAAAUUUCAUGAGCAGAAGCUGUUGAAAAAAACUGAUUUCAAUGUGUUUAAGAGAGAACAUGGACACAGAGAAAUUCAAGUUACUCGUAGGUAUAAUCUCACCGGGAGAGACGAUUACAAGAAGUAUAAUGGAAUGUGCCGGAUGGUGCAAAAGCUCGUUAACAUCUUGAAACAGAUGAAUCCAAAAGAUCCUUAUCGAAUUGAGAUAUCUGAUAGACUCCUUGAGAAACUGUACAAUAUGGGUGUCAUUCCUACCAGGAAGAGUUUAGCUCUUUGUGACAAAUUAUCUGUAACUUCCUUUUGCAGGCGAAGAUUAGCAACUGUUUUAACUCAUUUGAAAUUUGCGGAGCAUUUGAGAGAAGCUGUGAUGUUCAUUGAGCAAGGGCACAUCCGAGUUGGACCAGAGACAGUUACAGAUCCUGCCUUCCUUGUGACAAGAAACAUGGAAGACUUGAUAACGUGGGUGGACACAUCCAAGAUAAAGACGAAAGUCUUGGAUUAUAAUGACCAAAGGGAUGAUUAUGAUGCAAUGAAUUGAGUGUAACACCCAGGAUUAUUUGUUCGGAUAUUAGCACUCGGUUAGUUUAAGGUUUCUUUUUCUAGAGUGUUGAUAAACAAUGGAUACGAAUAUUAUGUAUUUUGCUUUUUAGUUUGUUGUUAGUCCGGCUUUGAUGCAAAAAAAGGGAUUUUAUUAAUUAGAAAUAUAAGAGACAGUAUGAUCCAUAUCCUCCAAUAUUGCACUAGCAAUAAAACUUGGAGGUUAUGCAUUCCAAGUCUGAGAAAUACUGUGAAUUCUAAUAGUAGUUGCCUAAUUGAGAUGUUCUGUUUGAUUACAAAACACAGUGUAAUGAACUGUGAAGCUUGUUAUACAGUCAGUCAUUGCCAA
Molecule: messenger RNA, 1019 nt
Organism: Papaver somniferum (opium poppy)
Lineage: Eukaryota; Viridiplantae; Streptophyta; Magnoliopsida; Ranunculales; Papaveraceae
Product: U3 small nucleolar ribonucleoprotein protein IMP3-like
Exons: 4
Coding region: 123-671 (182 amino acids)
Biological process (GO): rRNA processing
Cellular component (GO): small-subunit processome; small ribosomal subunit; Mpp10 complex
Molecular function (GO): rRNA binding; structural constituent of ribosome; snoRNA binding
Source: RefSeq, a predicted model, not a curated record